CACAUCAGUUGCAAGAUGGAUACAACACUGACAUUGGCAAAUGUAUUAUUUGUUGUCAUAGCUGUCUUGCUUCCGUUAUUGCUGUGGAAGAGUCAAAGAAAGCAGUUUGGGCGGCUGCCUCCGGGACCCGCUCUGAAUCCACUGCUGGGAAAUUUACUUCAGUUUGAUGUCAAGGAACCAUACAAGUUUUACCUAAAGCUCAGUGAGAAGUAUGGCUCUGUUGUCACCAUCUGGUUGGCAAACACUCCUGUAGUGAUCAUUUCUGGAUAUGAAGCCCUAAAGGAAACUAUGAUUGGUCUUGGUGAAGAAUUCAGUGGCAGGGACAACUAUCCCUUGAUCAUGAAGGCCACACUUGGAUAUGGUGUUCUGUCCACCAGUGGACACAGAUGGAAGGAGAUGCGCAAAUUCUCUCUCAUGACACUGAAGAACUUUGGAAUGGGCCGCAGGAGCAUCGAGGAACGAAUCAGGAAGGAGGCUGAAUAUCUUGUGGAAAUGAUGAAAAAAUUUGAAGGCUCUGCAAUCAGCCCUGCAGACAUGCUGUCUAAUGCCGUGACUAAUGUGAUCUGCAGCAUUGUCUUUGGUCAUAGGUUUGAAUUUGAGGAUCCACAGUUUAAGUUUCUCCUUCAGACAGUAAAUACUUACUUCAGAAUCCUCAGUAGCCCUCUUGGACAGCUCUAUAAUGUAUUCCCGAAGUUAAUCAGUCUCUUCCCCGGUAAACACCAUCAGCUGUUUAAAGACCUAGAAGAGGCCAGAGAGUACUUCAAGCGUGAGGCACAAGCUCGGAUGAAUAAUGGGGAUCCCUCUUGCCCACAGGACUUCAUUGAGGCCUUUGUGUUAAAAAUGAAAGAGGAGAAAGACAAGCCUGACACAGAAUAUCAUUUUGACAACUUGGUUUCUUUACUAUGGAACUUGUUCAGCGCCGGCACAGAAACCACUUCAUCCACCCUCAGACACUCUUUACUUCUAAUGAUGAAGCACCCAGAUGUUCAAGAGCGUGUUCAGAAAGAAAUUGAUGAGGUUGUAGGACAGGACCGUUGGCCCUCCAUUGAAGACAGACAGAGGCUGCCAUAUACAGAUGCUGUAAUUCACGAUGUCCAGCGCAGCAUGGAUCUCGCCCCCAUCGCUAUCCCACACAAGACCAUGUGCGACACUGAAUAUAAUGGCUAUGUCAUUCCUAAGGGAACAAUGGUUAUUCCACUACUAUCCUCCGUGCUUAUAGACCCCAAACUGUGGAAGAACCCAAAUUGUUUCGAUCCAGAAAACUUCCUGGAUGGAGAUGGCCGAUUCAAGAAGAAUGAUGCAUUUGUUGUAUUCAGCAUGGGCAAGCGCGUGUGUCUCGGUGAGGCUCUGGCUCGCACAGAACUCUUCCUCUUCUUCACUUCCCUCCUUCAGCACUUCACCUUCAAAGCCAUGGUGCCACCAGAGGAGCUCGACACAACGCCUACAAAUUGCAGUUUUAGCCGCAUACCCCGCACAUACGAGUGCUAUGCCAUUCCUAGGAUAUAGAGGAAGAAACAGUCCACAAAGUCUGUAUGCAAGGAUUAGUCAUUUAACUUGCAUUUUCCUGCAAUUACUAUUUUUUUUAUCUUCUUACAAUAAGACAUGCACACUUAGCUUAUUUCAUGUGGAAUGAUUUGUCCUUUCAGUGAAAAUGUCUAUUGAAUUGCACACAUAUUGUUAAUAAAAACACAGAUCGUCUUAAACAAAAA
This is a messenger RNA of Rhinichthys klamathensis goyatoka, 1709 nucleotides long. Its product is annotated as cytochrome P450 2M1-like. Gene Ontology annotation, biological process: xenobiotic metabolic process. NCBI's taxonomy places the organism in Eukaryota, Metazoa, Chordata, Actinopteri, Cypriniformes, Leuciscidae. The record is from RefSeq and is a predicted model, not a curated record. The transcript is spliced from 9 exons. Gene Ontology annotation, cellular component: cytoplasm; intracellular membrane-bounded organelle. Gene Ontology annotation, molecular function: oxidoreductase activity, acting on paired donors, with incorporation or reduction of molecular oxygen, reduced flavin or flavoprotein as one donor, and incorporation of one atom of oxygen; heme binding; iron ion binding. The coding region runs from base 16 to 1506 and encodes 496 amino acids.